Molecule: messenger RNA, 965 nt
Organism: Galleria mellonella (greater wax moth)
Lineage: Eukaryota; Metazoa; Arthropoda; Insecta; Lepidoptera; Pyralidae
Product: phospholipase A2-like
Exons: 4
Coding region: 78-650 (190 amino acids)
Biological process (GO): arachidonate secretion; phospholipid metabolic process
Source: RefSeq, a predicted model, not a curated record
GUGUUUACGAAUUCGUUAUUUAGUUCAAAACAGCCACGCUAAUUAUUAAGCAAAAUUACUAAAUUUGUCACAGUAAAAUGAGACAUUACGCUUUAGUUCUGGCUGUAUUUGUAUUUGUUACAAUUAAUUGCGGCGACUGUUGGGUAUUUAAUAAACUAAAUUACGAACAAUUGGCAAGGGCAGCUGAGGAUCCAGAUGCAGAUAUAUCUGACGAUGAAUUGAGAGAUUUGAGAUUAAGUUUAAUAUAUCCAGGUACAAAAUGGUGUGGUGCAGGCAACAUAGCCGAUGACUACGAUGAUCUCGGCCCAUCCGAGGAGACCGACAAGUGCUGUCGAACUCACGAUAAUUGUCCAGAUCUCAUAGAAGCUGGGGAGACAAAACACAACCUUACCAACACGGCGUUCUACACUCGUCUAAACUGCGAUUGUGACGAGAAAUUUCGAGAUUGUCUACACAACGCAAACAGUACCACAUCGAAGCGGAUAGGCACAAUUUAUUUUAACGCUUUGGGCACACAGUGCUACAGAGAAGAUUAUCCGAUUAAGUCGUGCAAGAAGAAAGGAGGAUGGUUCAACCGAAAAUGUGUAGAGUACGAAUAUGACACAAACGGAGACAAGCAAUACCAAUGGUUUGAUGUUCCUAAUUAUUAAGUUUCAGUUUUCAUAUGUAUUAAAAUACUGUUUGUGAAUAAAUAACUGUACUCGUUUAUAUAUAUAUAAAAAUAUUUGAAUAGGUAAUGGUGAACUUUAUAAGUGUCGAUACGGAUUUCUCUAGAGUGUUUCAAAGAUUUCUGUAAUCACUUGUUCUUAGAAGAAACUACUUACACUUGAGUAACUUUUUUAUUUAUAAAUAUGAAUGUAGCAUAACUAAAAAUCUUUAUCAUAUUAAAAAAAUUGUGUAAAUAUGAUUAUUUCAAUAUUUCUAAAUGUAAUGAAGGACAUUUUAAUAAUAAAAACAUACAACAA